AUGAUCUCCUCACCCAUCUUUGGAGUAAUGGCCUCCACGUUUAAUCGGAUGAACCUUCGCCCCGCUGUGGUCCUGGCAGGUGACAAGUGUCAGCAACAACCACUGCAGAUCGUCAACGGCCACAUCACAUCCACCACCUCCAUAAUCAACGACAACGCCACCUUCUCUUCCUCUAACGCAGUAAUUCAUCGCUUACACCAGCAAUUCCGAAUCGUCGAUCCCGAAUAUGCCGCGUUUCUGGACCUCAUACGGUUCAUCUGUUCCACCCAAGAGCAGGUGAACAAAAUGCAGGACGGCAUUGUUCUUUGCCCUGAAGGUCAGCUCACCGACCGUCAAAUCUGGAAAGCCUUCCAGAGCCAUCCCAACAGCACCGUUAUGACAGUCUCCCGCAAAGGAGCGCAACGCAUCAACACCAUCGUUGUGGGCGAACUAUUUCAGGGAUGCCCUCUCACCAACAUCCCCUGCGGCUGUGUAGCGGACUCUCAGCCAAUCUUCCCGCACAGGAACAUG
Porites evermanni is the source of this 510-nucleotide messenger RNA. The record is from the annotation of a GenBank genome assembly. NCBI's taxonomy places the organism in Eukaryota, Metazoa, Cnidaria, Anthozoa, Scleractinia, Poritidae.